AUGGAUGUCCCUGAAAGACCUCGUGCUGGACUGCCGCGGCGGUCUAGCUCAGCACGACGGAUGCAUCGAAGAGAUUCGAACAUAAGCAAUGCGAGCAUUGUGUCUGAGGUUGAAAUGGCUACGGACGAGCCGUUCUCGGGACCAAUAUCUGAGAGCGUUCCUUCGAGCGUAACUGGCUUCGCAUACCAGCGCCCGAGGCGUCGAAAGGGUUCCAUAUCGAGCUUCACUUAUUUCCAGGACGAAGAGGAAUCGCCUGACUACUCCGACGAAGAAGCCAUCCUGGAUGUUAGUGAUGACGAAGAUGGGCAUCUACAAGGAGAUGGUGGCGAUCUCGAGGCUGGACAUACCGAACCUCUUCGACACAAGCACUCUGGUCGUUUCAGAUCUUCUUCGGACCAGCCACUUCUUGGGAGACGGGAGUCUGCUCGCAGUGAUACCCAAGAGCUUGAACAAGGAGGCAACUUCAGCCAAAAACUAUACAUCGAAACCGAAGACCUUACCAUGGUCAUAGCGGGUUUCAUAACCAGUUCUCUUGGGUACCUGGCGUAUCUCGCGAUAUGCAUUUUGACUGGUGGUAUUGGCUAUCUUGUUUUUCGCUGGGUGCCGCGGUGGCGCAUUUCACUUGUUGGCUUGCCUGCUCCCCUUAAAAAUUGUUCUUGGGUGGUCGUAGAGAAUCAAUGGGGCGAAUUCACCGUUCAUUAUGUUGCUGUUGAGGAAUAUGGCCACCCGAUGUCCACAGUCUUCACGCUUUCCGGACGAGGAAAGCUCAAUGGAUACCGAUAUGAUGGAGAUGUCGAGUUGCCCUUCCUGCGGUUUCUCGACUAUCGGUACAUGAGGCUCCUCUAUCAUCCACUCGAGGACAAGUUCGUCCUCAACAACGAUUGGUGGGAUCCCCAAUGGACAUCCGUCAAAGCUCUCCGAGAGGGCCUCGAUUCGGAAGAGAGGGAUCCCCGGGACCAGGUAUUCGGCAAGAACGUGAUUGAGAUCCAGCAGAAGACCAUACCCGAGUUGCUCCUGGACGAGGCUUUCCAUCCUUUCUAUGUCUUCCAGGUUGCCAGUCUUAUACUCUGGUCUUUGGACGAGUAUUACUACUAUGCUUGCGCUAUUUUCCUAAUAUCUGUCUUCUCAAUCACAACCACUGUCGUUGAGACUCGAUCAACGAUGCAGCGUUUGAGAGAGAUCUCACGCUUCGAAUGUGAUGUCCGCGUCCUUCGCAACGGAUUUUGGCGAUCUGCCGUGUCCAGUGAUCUUGUUCCUGGGGACGUUUACGAAGUUUCGGAUCCGUCGCUAUCUCAGAUACCUUGCGAUAGUCUCCUGCUUUCUGGAGACUGUAUCAUCAAUGAAAGCAUGCUCACAGGCGAAUCCAUUCCGGUUUCCAAGAUUCCAAUCGUGGACGAAGCAUUGCCUUACAUCAAUCUUGGGGCUACAUCAAUACACCCCAGUGUGGCUCGGUAUUUCCUUUUCUGUGGGACCAAGAUCAUCCGAGCUAGACGGCCGCAAGAUACAGACGACGAUGAAGCUGUUGCUCUUGCAAUGGUGGUGCGCACUGGAUUUAACACCACCAAAGGUGCCCUUGUACGGUCGAUGCUCUUUCCGAAGCCAUCGGGAUUCAAGUUCUAUCAGGAUUCUUUCCGAUAUAUUUCCGUCAUGGGAUGCAUUGCUGCAGUGGGAUUCAUUGCCUCGUUCAUCAAUUUUGUCAAACUCGGCCUGGCAUGGCAUCUCAUCAUAGUGCGAGCCUUGGAUCUGAUCACUAUCGUCGUCCCUCCGGCGCUUCCAGCCACUCUUACGAUUGGAACAAAUUUCGCCCUUUCCCGGUUGAGAAAACAGCAGAUCUUCUGUAUCAGCCCUCAAAGGGUCAAUGUCGCCGGCAAGCUUGAUGUUGUCUGCUUCGACAAGACCGGGACUCUGACUGAAGACGGACUGGACGUACUUGGUGUCAGGUUGGUCCAGCAUCCGGAGAUUCGGUUCGGAGAUAUCCUAGAAGAGGCUCAUGAAGUCCUGCCUCCAGCUCCAUACGAUCGCGAUCCAACCGUCGACUACCGUGUCAACAAAAAUAUGCUGUACGCAAUGGCGACUUGCCAUUCUCUUCGGUUGGUGGACGACGAGCUCAUAGGUGACCCUCUUGAUCUGAAGAUGUUUCAGUUCACCGGUUGGUCUUUUGAAGAAGGGUCACGCAGCACCCACCACUUCAUCGAACCUGGAUCCCACCAAACGGCGCCCAGUGUGGCCCGCCCUCCUCCAGGCUUGGAGUACGAUGUGGAUGAUUCACAAGACAAUGCCAAUCCAGUGCGUGUUGAGCUCGGCGUUCUCCGGUCUUUCGAGUUCGUUUCACAUUUAAGGCGUGCCAGUGUUAUUGUUCGUCAACAUGGCGACCCUGGUGCAAGUAUCUUUGUGAAAGGCGCUCCCGAGGUCAUGAAGGACAUAUGUACUCCCUCCAGCAUCCCCGACGAUUUUGAGGAUCUGCUCAGCUACUACACACACAAAGGAUUCCGUGUUAUUGCCUGUGCCUCAAAAUAUGUAUCCCGACUAAAUUGGGAUGAUGUCCAGGCUAUGGAUCGCUCAGAGGCCGAGUCAAGACUACAGCUCCUUGGCUUCAUCGUCUUCGAGAACAAAUUGAAAGAGAUCACUACUGAGAUUAUCGAAGAACUGAACGAAGCUCGAAUCCGAAACGUCAUGUGUACAGGCGACAAUAUCCUAACCGCCAUUAGUGUGGCGAGGGAGUGCGAGCUGAUCGAUCGCAAUGCCCAUUGUUUUGUGCCGCAUUUUGUGGCAGGGGAUAAGCUGGAUCCAAAGGCACAACUGACAUGGGAAAGUGUCGACAAUGCUAUCUAUCAACUCGACGAGAAUACAUUGUUACCGUUGCCAUUGUCGGCCGAGGACGACAUCUCUUCACCAUAUGAUGCGAUGGCCAUUGGCGAGUAUACACUGGCUGUGACUGGCGAUGCAUUCCGCUGGGUCAUCGAUUUCGCCCCCACUGAAGUCGUCGAGAGAAUGCUUGUCAAAGGAGCUGUAUUUGCGCGUAUGUCUCCCGACGAGAAGCAUGAACUGGUCGAACGAUUGCAGAGCAUCGACUAUUGCUGCGGAUUUUGCGGCGACGGUGCGAAUGACUGCGGCGCCUUGAAAGCCGCUGACGUGGGUGUCUCGCUCUCAGAAGCCGAGGCGUCUGUCGCGGCACCUUUCACGAGUCACAUCUUCGACAUCUCAUGUGUCCCCGCCCUUAUCAAGGAAGGACGAGCUGCACUAGUGACGAGCUUCUGCUGCUUCAAGUACAUGAGCUUGUACUCGGCCAUCCAGUUCACGUCCGUCAGCUUCCUCUAUGCAUCCGGAUCGAAUCUGGGCGACUUUCAAUUUUUGUUUAUUGAUCUGGCCCUGAUCCUGCCAAUUGCCAUAUUCAUGGGCUGGACAGGUGCAUACCCGGUCUUGAGCAAGAAGCGCCCGACUGCCAAUCUUGUCUCCAGAAAGGUGUUGACGCCUCUUCUGGGCCAGAUCGCGUUGGCUGUGCUUGUCCAGUUGAUCGCCUUUGAAACCGUCCAACAGCAACCUUGGUAUCAGCCACCGCAGCUGAACCCGGACAAGUCCAAUGUGGACAAUUCCCAGAACACGGCCCUGUUCUUGGUCUCUUGCUACCAAUAUACACUCUCGGGGGUAGUGUUGAGCAUUGGGCCGCCUUUCCGACAAUCCAUGACAACUAACGUUCCGUUUUGUGUCACGAUUGUGGUGGCCCUCCUUAUGUCUUUGUACAUGCUCCUCGACCCGGCGCAAUGGUUGGCCGAUUUCAUGGAUCUGACGGAGAUGUCCCUGGGCUACGAGCUGUUCCUGCUAGCAUUAGCAGCAGCCGCUUUCGCCGUCUCUCAUCUGGCCGAGCGUCAUUUCUUUCCGCUUCUGGCGAAAUACAUUGGCCGGCUCAAGUUGAGGAUGCGGCCGUCACAUCCGAAGAAGAGGAAGAGGUACAAGCUUAUCGCCGAGGACAUCUUGAAGAGCAAAUAG
Capronia coronata CBS 617.96 is the source of this 3987-nucleotide messenger RNA. RefSeq lists its product as uncharacterized. Gene Ontology annotation, cellular component: membrane. Gene Ontology annotation, biological process: intracellular calcium ion homeostasis. Bases 1 to 3987 code for a protein of 1328 amino acids. Lineage: Eukaryota; Fungi; Ascomycota; Eurotiomycetes; Chaetothyriales; Herpotrichiellaceae. The record is from RefSeq and is a predicted model, not a curated record. Gene Ontology annotation, molecular function: ATPase-coupled monoatomic cation transmembrane transporter activity; ATP binding; P-type ion transporter activity. The transcript is spliced from 7 exons.